GUCGUUUGACCGUGGCUACUCAACUUGCUCGGUCGUUUGACCGUGGAUACUCUACUUUUUUUCUGUCAUUCGACCAUACUGAUACUUUACUUUUUCUGAUCAUUCAACCAUACUCAUACUUUACUUUUUUUGGUCAUUCGACCAUACUAAUACUUUACUUUUUUCAGUCACUCGACUAUACUCAUGCUCUACUUUUUUGGUCAUUCGACCAUACUGAUACUCUACUUUUUUCGGUCACUCGACCAUACUCAUACUUUACUUUUUCGGUCAUUCGACCAUACUAAUACUCUACUUUUUUCAGUCUUUCAACCGUUGCGCUUAUAUAACCGUAUCAUCUCAACUUGCUCAUCUUAAGGACUAAUACUGUCAAGAAAUUGCUAUGUAGUAGGAAUUGCUCAUCUCAAGGACUUGCUUCUCAUCAGCCUUGAACAUUUGUUACAGUCACAUUGUUUAUAGAACAUCUCUGUUGACCAUGCUGACAGGAGAACUCUGCAUUUGUCAUAAUCUGUUUUAGAAUGAAAGCUGUUUAAGCAAGGAACAGUCCUUGCAUAGUUGAUGCUAUAUACACUAAUGCAUAGCUAGCUUCAUAACUCAAAACAUCAAUAAAGUGUUGGCGAACACAAAUCUACAUACAUCCUCUUAGAUUCCAAUACCAUUACCACAAUUCCCAAGUCUCACUAGCAUUUAACAAGUAGAUUAGAGUUGCAGCACCCCUGGUCACACCCUUGGCAGCUUUGAACUCGAGAUGUUCAUGUGGUUCUCAUGCUUUAAAUACAAGUCUUCUCUGGAGGUUCCUUUUCGCACUUCCACCAUCCAUCUUCCAAAGUCAUGCUUUGCUCCCUCAGGUAAAGAAUAUGGCACAUCAAAAUUACACCCCCAUCUUUCAACAGCAGAACACUGCACGUUAUAAGAAGGCCUUGGAUAUGUUUCGACUCGACCAUUCAAGUUGCCACCAAAGUCCCAAGAGUGAUCAUUCCCAGGCUUGAUGGUAGAAGGCAACCCCACAGGGAUGUCAACGGGCCCCGCGGGGCCGGGGAGUGCCUCCCCGUCCCCGUCCCCGCGAAUGGCAGGGAUGGGGAUCCCCGCAGGGAUUUUUGACGGGGGGCAGAUUUUGCCCCCCGUCCCCGUUCCCCACGGGGAAUGCGGAUCCCCGCGGGGAUCCCCAUUCCCCACCAACUAAUAACAAAGUAUAUAUUUUUUG
Rubroshorea leprosula is the source of this 1201-nucleotide messenger RNA. The record is from the annotation of a GenBank genome assembly. Lineage: Eukaryota; Viridiplantae; Streptophyta; Magnoliopsida; Malvales; Dipterocarpaceae.